AUGAACGCCCUCAUCUCGGCCAGCGACAUCAAAACUUUCUACAGCGCCUUACACUGCUUGAGCCGAUUCUCAGAGACUUUCUGGUUACAAUGCAGUCCAAAGAUUGGUGGACAGUCUCAGAUACGACUGUCAGCAAUCAAUCCGACCAACUCGGCCUUUUGCAUGUUCGUCUUUGAUCCCGACUUUUUCCUCUCUGUCACUACCGAAUCUUCGUCCAAGUUGGAGUGUCAGAUCCAGCUCAAGUCCAUCCUCUCAAUCCUCCGCACGCGAGGUCGCGCAGUCGAACGACUAUCCCUGUCCCUUAGCCCCGACUCUGCCCCGAUCCACCGCUUCACCAUCACCCUCCACUGCCACCAUUCCAUCACCAAAUCACAUAACCUCACCUACUCUCCCAAACGAGGCCUUCUCCCCACCGCCGAUCCCAACCCACCCAACUUUUUCUGCAUCCACCCCUCCACAGCCUCCGAAUGGCUCGAUCACUUCCUCUCCCCUUCCUCCUCCUCUUCCUCCCGGUCGGGGGAGAUCACACUCCACUGCGCCCCCAACUCUUGCAUCGCACGAAGCAAAGAAGACGAGAUCCCCACGCACACAACAACAGGCGCAGGAGGGGGGAUUAGAAAAUGUAUCGCAACAGAAGUGAAAAUUGCAACAGAGGAUUUCAAAGAGUAUGCAGUACUAGAAGAGGCCAAAUUGACGUUUAGUUUAAGAGAGUUUAAAGCGACCGUGGCGUUGGCCGAGGGUUGGGGAACAGGCUUAGAGGUGAAUUUCAGUGAUGGAGAUGAACCACUGUUUGUUAGGAUGAAGAGUGAAGGUGGAGGUGUGGCGGGGGAGUUUGUGAUCGCUACUACUAGAGGGGAUCGAACCGAUGCUGGAGGGGGGACCGAGGUACGAGAUGAUCCUGGACAAGAGCAGGGACACGGCCAACAAAGAGAAACUCCACAACAGCACGAACAGAGACCUAUCGCUGCUUCUGCUUCAAGGAUCAAACAGCCGCAUCGACAAGCAUCGGCAUCCAUAGCUUCAGGGCAAGGCGAAACUUCGCUUCCGUCUCACCCUCAACCAGUACCCCCACUCGCACACGCCAUACCCACAGAAUCAACCCCGCAUCCCCAACAUCUCGCAAAGCACCCCGAAGAUGAAGGGGACGCCGACGAAACGCAACCACUCUUCUUCCCCGGCGCAUCGCAACUGUCACUGCAACCAACCCCACAGGAGUCCGCAGGGGAAAGGGAACCAGAACAAACAUUCGUCCAACCAACACCGGUCGCCCAAGGUGGAGAUCCUAGUGAAUUUCUGCCAAGCCAAAGCAGUUCUGCUCCCCCCACACAGCAGCAGCAACAACAACAUCAACGGGAUGCGUUUCGUACGGAGUCGCAUUCAGACGCAGACAGCGAACAAGAUGACGAGAGAGGCGGAAUGCCUAGGAAACGGUUCAAACCUUUGUUCUAG
Molecule: messenger RNA, 1449 nt
Organism: Ustilago hordei
Lineage: Eukaryota; Fungi; Basidiomycota; Ustilaginomycetes; Ustilaginales; Ustilaginaceae
Exons: 4
Coding region: 1-1449 (482 amino acids)
Biological process (GO): mitotic intra-S DNA damage checkpoint signaling; cellular response to ionizing radiation; DNA repair
Cellular component (GO): checkpoint clamp complex
Source: RefSeq, a predicted model, not a curated record